AUGUCUGUGCCAAACCAGUCGUCGUCGUCUAAAGUUGGCUCGUACGGGGCCAUUCCGAUCCCUAACCGGUCCACCAAGCCCAGCAAGUCGAUGGUAUUCCACUCGCCGUACGGGUCGUACAAGGCGUCCAACUCUUUGACUGGCUUUGCGUCAUCGUACCACCGUGCGCAGUCGUUCCGGUCGCUCGAGCCCCGGUACAAGGCGUCACGGUCAUACUUCCAGGAUGACGAGGCACUCGUCGACCCUGACACUUUCGCUCCGUCGCCCAUGGGCCGCAAGAUCUCGCACGUGCUGCAGAGCAGACCGAUUCUGGACACCUCAGUGUUUGACGAGGCGGCCGUGGACGAUGCCUCUUUUGCGGACCACUCGUUUGCAGACCUAUCGCGUGCUGGAUCUCUGCACUCAUACGCGGCCUCCAUGUUCACCGCGGACGACUCGUUCGCGUUCCGGCAGGUUGAGGACCAGGACGGGAAAGUCGUCACCAUGCUGGCCCCAAGAUCGACUGUCGCACAGACCGUCUUCAACAGCAUCAACGUGCUGAUCGGCAUUGGCCUGCUGGCCUUGUCCAAGGCAAUGAACUACUCCGGAUGGUACGGUGGCUGCUUUUUGCUGGUUUUCUCUGCCUGCAUCACUUACUGGACAGCCACGCUGCUCAGCGAGUGCAUGGACACUGACCCGACCCUGGGAACCUACGCCGACCUCGGCUACAAGGCGUUCGGGUCCAAAGGCAGACUGUUCAUUUCGUGUCUGUUCUCGAUCGAGCUGAUUGGUGUCGGGGUGUCGCUGAUCGUGCUGUUUGCAGACUCGCUCAACGCAUUGUUCCCGGAAAUCUCAGUGACCCACUUCAAACUGAUCGCGUUCUGCGUGCUCACGCCGUUCUCGUUCCUUUCGCUCCGCGUGCUCAGCAGCAUCUCCCUGCUGGGGAUCAUGUGCACCAUCUCUCUGGUGGUGACCAUUCUGCUUAGCGGUCUCACAAAGCCGACCAGUCCCGGAUCGCUGGUCGAUCCAAUGCCUACAAACAUAUACCCGCCCUCCUUCCACAGCCUCAUGGUGUCUUUUGGCAUCAUCCUCGGCCCCUUCGGCUCCCACUCGUUGUUUCCUGCGCUGAAGUCGGAUCUUGCACAGCCCGAGAAAUUUGAAAAGUGUCUCAAGAUCACCUACUCUGUCGGUUUCCUGGCUGACGUGACGAUGGCGCUCAUUGGGUUUGCGAUGUUUGGCGCAGGAAUUCUCAACGAGAUUACCCAAUCCGUGCUGGUCACCCAGGGCUACCCGCAGUUUGUGUACCUGCUGGUGAGCGUUUGUGUUUCCAUGGUGCCAAUAGCCAAGACCCCGAUCAACGCGAUGCCCGUGAUCAGCAUCCUGGAGUUCACGCUGGGGAUCUCUGCACAGCAGAUCGACACCCCCACACUGUUGCAGUCGGCCGGCAGAGCUGGCGUCAAGCUGUUUGUGAACCUUAUGUUUGUCGUCAUAGCCAUCAUCUACCCCGAGUUCGAUAAGAUCAUCGGCCUGAGCGGAGCGUCUUUGUGUACCAUCAUCUGCAUCAUUCUGCCGUGUGCGUUUUACUUGAAACUGUGCCGGCCCGCCAACGCAUGGUUCUACCACCUAGUCAUCGUGCUGGCUGCUCUGUUGGGCAUAGCUGCCACCACGGCUGCAAUUACAGAUUAG
This is a messenger RNA of Ogataea philodendri, 1665 nucleotides long. RefSeq lists its product as uncharacterized. The record is from RefSeq and is a predicted model, not a curated record. Gene Ontology annotation, cellular component: vacuolar membrane. Gene Ontology annotation, biological process: amino acid transmembrane transport. Bases 1 to 1665 code for a protein of 554 amino acids. The transcript has a single exon. Gene Ontology annotation, molecular function: amino acid transmembrane transporter activity. Lineage: Eukaryota; Fungi; Ascomycota; Pichiomycetes; Pichiales; Pichiaceae.